CGGCCCGGGGUUCGGCAGGCCGGGAAGGAGAGGCUGGUCAUGUGGGCAAGCAAGAUGGCUACCAGAGCCUGAAGACAGGCAGCUGCCUCGGAGGAGGAGGAGGAGGGAAGGGCAGGGACCUCGCCUCCCCACAGGGAGCCUUUCCCUCCGCGCUCCCCCAGUGGAGGCACCAGCUGUUCGGCGGCGCCUCGGGUGGCCUUGCCGAGGCUAAGCAGCCAUCCCCCUCGCCGACCCCGGAGCCGCUCGGACCGCCGCUGCCCCUGCUCUCCUUUAGGCGGCUUGGCUUGGCUUGGCUUGGGGGAGGUCUUUAUAAAAUCUCCCGUCUCCUUUUCGUUCUGGUCCGGUCCGGUCGAGCUGCAGGCAAGGGAGCCAAUGCCGGGCCGGCGAGUCUGGCUGAGCUCUCGCCCCGCGAUCCUCUGCGAUGGCGCUUACCUUGUUCGAUACUGAUGAAUACAGGCCACCAGUAUGGAAAUCUUACUUGUAUCAAUUGCAACAGGAAGCACCCCAUCCUCGAAGGAUUACCUGCACAUCUGAGGUAGAGAAGAGACCAAAAUACUAUGGGCGAGAAUUUCAUGGGAUGAUAUCAAGAGAAGAAGCAGAUCAAUUAUUGAGUGUUGCGGAGGGAAGUUAUCUUAUCCGUGAAAGCCAGCGGCAACCUGGAACCUACACAUUGGCUUUAAGAUUUGGAAAUCAGACCAGGAACUUCAGACUCUACUAUGAUGGAAAACACUUUGUUGGAGAGAAACGUUUUGAGUCGAUCCACGACCUAGUGACAGAUGGAUUGAUCACCCUUUAUAUUGAAACCAAGGCAGCGGAAUACAUUGCCAAGAUGACCAUAAAUCCAAUUUAUGAACACAUAGGAUAUACAACUUUAAACAGAGAGCCAACAAACAAGAAGCAUACAGUGGCUGUGAAAGAUAAUCUUGAUUGCAAAGAGUCCACAGGAGACAAUGACAUAGCAGAAAAAAGACUCACAUCCCUCGUCAGAAGAGCCACUCUGAAAGAGAACGAACACAUUCCAAAAUAUGAGAAGGUUCACAGUUUCAAGGUUCACACAUUCAGGGGUCCACAUUGGUGUGAAUAUUGUGCCAACUUUAUGUGGGGCCUCAUUGCUCAGGGAGUGAAAUGUGCAGACUGUGGCUUGAAUGUUCAUAAGCAGUGUUCCAAGAUGGUCCCAAAUGACUGCAAACCUGACCUGAAGCAUGUUAAGAAAGUGUACAGCUGUGAUCUCACCACCCUGGUAAAAGCCCACUUCACAAAGAGACCAAUGGUUGUAGACAUGUGCAUUAGGGAGCUUGAAUCUAGAGGUCUCAAUUCUGAAGGACUCUACAGAGUAUCUGGAUUCAGUGAUCUCAUUGAAGAUGUCAAAAUGGCUUUUGAUAGAGAUGGGGAAAAAGCAGAUAUUUCGGUGAAUAUGUACGAAGACAUCAAUAUUAUCACAGGUGCACUUAAACUGUACUUCAGGGACUUGCCAAUUCCACUAAUCACAUAUGAUGCCUACCCAAAGUUUAUAGAGUCUGCAAAAACCACAGAUCCUGAUGAACAGCUGGAGAUACUUCAUGAAGCAUUGGAACUACUGCCACCUGCACACUGUGAAACCUUACGUUAUCUCAUGGCACAUUUAAAGAGGGUAACGCUCCAUGAAAAAGAGAAUCUCAUGAACGCUGAGAACCUUGGGAUUGUUUUUGGGCCAACCCUAAUGCGAGCACCAGAGCUUGACCCAAUGGCCGCCCUGAAUGAUAUCCGUUACCAGAGACUUGUGGUGGAGAUGCUUAUAAAAAACGAAGAUAUUUUAUUUUGAACUUCUUUUGUUGAGUGGGGGGGCGCGCACAUAUGAUUUAAAUGGAAAGCAGUGGAGAUCUGGGGAUGAUGAAGGAACAUUUUGCAGUCACUGAGCCAGCUUCUGUCGCUACAUUCCGGUGGUGAGGUUUCAGUGUAGGAAAGAUGCUUCUUCGCUUGCCUCUGUGACAUUGUUCAGACCACGUUGGGAAAUGAAGGUAACAUGGAUUGUACUGUCCAGUACUGGCAGGUCUGGGCUGUUUCAAGGUAGGACAGGGAAUCGAAGUUUGGAUGGUCUGCUUCUUGCUCAUCCUCUCUUGUGAGGCUUCUCGUGUGCAGGACACAACAGAAACAGCACAGCAUCUGUCUUCUGGGAUAGUCUGUGAUUGUACUCUAGCAUGUUUCUCUGUGUAAAUCUGUUGUGGUUUUCUUUUUAUGCUCUGUAAUUGGUUUCUGAUAUUUCAUGCAGGCGAAGGAAAGCAGAGUGCAGUGGACCAAAGCCUGCCUCCUCUCGUUGACAUUGCCUCUUCUUCUUUUCCUAUGUUGACGGAUGAUUACUUCUUAGGUUCCAUAAAAUUUCUUUUAAAUGGUGGAAUACAUUUUCUUGUAUUGGAAAUAUAUUCUGGCUGCCACUUUCAAGAAUGCCUUUUUUGUGUGUGGUUCCAGUUAAAGAUGGCUGUGUUGAGUGAGUGUGGAUAACUUUGUUGGUGGUUGUUCUUAAAUUGUCAUUUUGUAUUUUUAUUGGGCAUGCAUGUUAAUUUAUUAAAAUUUUGCAUUAGAA
This is a messenger RNA of Pogona vitticeps (central bearded dragon), 2560 nucleotides long. RefSeq names its product chimerin 1 (gene CHN1). The record is from RefSeq and is a predicted model, not a curated record. Gene Ontology annotation, molecular function: GTPase activator activity; ephrin receptor binding. Gene Ontology annotation, biological process: ephrin receptor signaling pathway; regulation of small GTPase mediated signal transduction; positive regulation of GTPase activity. NCBI's taxonomy places the organism in Eukaryota, Metazoa, Chordata, Lepidosauria, Squamata, Agamidae.